Messenger RNA from Thyridium curvatum, 1299 nucleotides. RefSeq lists its product as uncharacterized. The coding region runs from base 1 to 1299 and encodes 432 amino acids. Gene Ontology annotation, molecular function: protein serine/threonine phosphatase activity. Gene Ontology annotation, cellular component: nucleus; cytoplasm. Lineage: Eukaryota; Fungi; Ascomycota; Sordariomycetes; Thyridiales; Thyridiaceae. The transcript is spliced from 4 exons. The record is from RefSeq and is a predicted model, not a curated record. Gene Ontology annotation, biological process: double-strand break repair via homologous recombination; peptidyl-serine dephosphorylation.
AUGAGCGAUCUUGAUCAGGCGAUUGCCCAGCUGCGCGCUUGUCGACCGAUCCCGGAGGCCCAGGUUCGCGAGCUGUGCCACAAGGCGCGCGAGCUUCUGAUAGAGGAGGGAAAUGUGGUGACAGUUACGGCGCCAGUCACGAUAUGCGGUGACAUUCACGGCCAGUUCCAUGACCUCAUGGAACUCUUCCGAGUCGGCGGAGAUGUUCCCGAUACCAACUACCUAUUCAUGGGCGAUUUCGUCGACCGUGGCUUCUAUUCUCUCGAAUCAUUCCUUCUUUUGCUUUGCCUCAAAGUUCGAUACCCCGACCGCAUGACCCUCAUACGCGGGAACCACGAGUCUCGACAGAUUACCACAGUCUAUGGAUUUUACGACGAGUGCCUCCGAAAGUAUGGCAGCGCAAACGUCUGGAGAUAUUGUUGCGACGUUUUCGACUACCUAGCCCUCGGCGCCAUCGUCCUCGGCGCGUCCAACACCCUCAGCCCAGCCGAAGGGGUUACGCCCCCGCCGGACGCCGACCUGGAGAUUGAAGUCCUUAACUCGGACAGAGAUAUCAUAAGUCGCUUCCCGCGCCAGCGAGGCCGCAGCCCUGGCGCCCAGCUGACGAGCCCCAACAGCGCAGUCGGGAACGGGGCAGACCCUACCGGCGUCGGCAAGACGGGCCCUCCCGGCUCCGGCGCCUCGGGCUCGAGCGGCGGUUCCAUCGGCAACCCCGCCGGCGCGGUGCUGUGCGUGCACGGCGGCCUCAGCCCCCUCAUCGACACCGUGGAUAAGAUCCGCCUCCUGGACCGCAAGCAGGAGGUGCCCCACGAGGGUGCCAUGUGCGACCUGCUGUGGUCCGACCCGGACGAGAUCGACGGCUGGGGCCUGUCCCCGCGCGGCGCCGGCUUCCUGUUCGGCGCCGACAUCGUCAAGGUCUUCAACCACCGCAACGACCUGUCGCUCGUCGCCCGCGCCCACCAGCUGGUCAUGGAAGGUUUUAAGGAGAUGUUCGAUGCCACCAUCGUCACCGUCUGGUCCGCCCCCAACUACUGCUAUCGCUGCGGCAACGUGGCCGCCCUCCUCGAGCUGUCCGAGGACGAGUCGGGCCUCGGCGCCUUCUCGCGGAGCAACGGUGACGUCGGGCGCAGCGACGGCGGCAUGGGUCCUGGCGGCGGCGCGGGUCCGAGGGGGGUCAUGAUGGAGACGGACGUCGGGCUCAAGAGCGGGCCCGCGCGGCGCUACCGCGUCUUCCAGGCGGCGCCCCAGGACUCCAGGGGCAUGCCGGCCAAGAAGCCGGUCGCCGACUAUUUCUUGUAA